This is a messenger RNA of Syngnathus typhle (broad-nosed pipefish), 840 nucleotides long. RefSeq names its product calcium and integrin-binding protein 1-like. The coding region runs from base 104 to 673 and encodes 189 amino acids. The record is from RefSeq and is a predicted model, not a curated record. The transcript is spliced from 7 exons. NCBI's taxonomy places the organism in Eukaryota, Metazoa, Chordata, Actinopteri, Syngnathiformes, Syngnathidae. Gene Ontology annotation, molecular function: calcium ion binding.
UUGUCAAGCAUGAAAUGGUUAACAAGCUCACCGGAAGUGAAGCGACAACACGGUAUUUAUAAGACAAAAAAAGUUUAACGUUGGAAACUAACUAUAGUACAAGAUGGGGACAACAGCGAGUCAACUUGGAAAGGAUUUGCUCUCAGAAUACCAAGAGCUGACGUUUUUAACAAAACAAGAAAUUCUUCUGGCGCAUAAAAGAUUCACUGAGCUGCUCAUGAAAGAUGAGAGAGACCUUCCAAAUCCCAGGGUGCCCAUGGAGAAGAUCUUCACCCUUCCAGAACUCAAGUCCAACCCAUUUCGAACGAGGAUCUGCCACGUCUUUUCAACAUCCGAAGCGAAAGAUGGAAGCCUCACCUUUGAGGACUUUCUAGAUCUUUUGAGUGCCUUCAGUGACUCGGCAACACUGGAAAUCAAGUCCCACUAUGCAUUCCGUAUAUUUGACUUUGAUGAUGAUGGAACUCUCAACUGUGGUGAUCUGGAGAAACUGGUCAACUGCCUGACCGGCGAGACCAAUGACACGAGACUAACCCCCGAGGAGAUGAGACAGCUCAUCAAUAACAUUCUCGACGAGUCGGACAUUGACAAGGAUGGAACUGUGAACCUCUCAGAGUUUCAGCACGUCAUUUCAAGGUCACCGGAUUUUAUCAGUUCCUUCAAGAUUGUGCUGUGAAGACAGAAAUUGACCACCUACAUUUAUUAUUGUUUAAUCAGUUAUAUAAAGUAGUUAUUUGCUGUAAAUUUCUAUGGAAUUUAUUGACUUUACUGUUAUAUGUAAAACACCUAUUUGUAAUUUUUAAAUCUCUCUUUAUAUUUCCAUAUAAAAAGUUUUACAAAGUU